UAAUUCAUAAUGCUCCACAAGCGUCAAAAUGGCGGAUAUGAAAAAAAUUUAAAAUUCAAAUUUUGAGAACUAUAAUGAGGAUUUCUCAUAAAAUAGUCAAGAUUUUGACAUUAUUUAUAUUUAGAAAUUUUUAAAUUCAAAUGUAGGGUGUAAGAAGGCUUCAAGAUGAUGAUCAAUGACCAGGUGAUACUUGAAGAGGACUAUGAUGAACAUUAUGAACCAGAUGAUGGGGAGGUGCAGGAGUAUGCCAGUGUCAUUGGGCUGGACCCACAGAAAGAUGCAGAUCUUAUGUGGAUUGCAAAAGAAGGAAUCAAUGCUCCUUUGCCUGAUAACUGGAAACCAUGCCAAGACCCCAAUGGGGAUAUAUACUACUUCAACUUUGCAUCAGGAGAAAGUAUAUGGGAUCACCCCUGUGAUGAGUUCUACAGGAACAUGGUCAUUGAAGAAAGGCAGAAAUUGAAGGCUGGAGGAGGUCCAAAGAAGAAAGAGAAGAAAGAUUUUAAGAAAAAGGGGAAAGAGAAAGGGAAGACUGGCAAGGGUGGCUUAGGACCAUUGAGCAGUCCCGGUAACACCUUGAAAUCAACAGGAGGCUCACUUGGGGGCUCAUUGGGAGGCUCUCUUGGUGGAUCACUUGGAGGAUCUCUUGCCCCAAUCAAGUCUGGAGCAGAGAAGAAGCGUAACCUAGGAGGCACGAGUGGAUCUCUGAAGUCAGGGGGCGCUGGAAGUCUUGGAGGCAAGAGGGAGGAAAAUAUACAGAUGGAUUUUAACCUUUCUAGCGAGUCAGAUGAAGGGCCCGCCAAGUACAAGUUAGAUAACAUACAUGACAUAGGGGACCUUGGAUAUGAGGAUUCAGACCAAAGUGAUGGCCAACACAAGGAGCUACAAUUCAAUGUGUCUGACAGUGAGAGUGAAGAUUACGGGAGAGAUGUAGACUUUGGAAUUGACAAGGGACUCUCAGAGCGAAUCUUGGAUAUUGAUAGUUUGGGCCCUGUAGGCGCUUCUAUGGAUAGGGACUUUGACCCAGGUGGAUCUACAUCUUCCUACAAGUCAACAGCAAGAGACGAGGAACCUAAGAAAGAAUUCACAGGCAAGUCAUUCUUGAAGAGCUCAAGAAAGAAGGAAGAAGAAGAACAAAAGAAAAAAGAGGAAGAAAUGCUGAGGAAAAGAGACGAGGAGAGGAGACAAUUAGAUGAAGAACGAAAGAAAAUGAUGGAGGAACGAAAGCAAAAAGAAGCAGCUAAACAGAAAGAACAAGAAUUGAAAGAACAAGAAGAAAAACAGGCCAAAGAUAUGAAGGCUGCUGCUGAAAGACUAGCAGAUGAGGAAGAAAGACGCAGGAAAGCAGAGACUGCGGCCAUGGCUGCAGAUAGACGAGCCAAUGAGGAUCAGAGAAUGAAAGAGGAGGAAGACAGAUUGAAAGAGAGCAAUGCUAAGUCUAUUGUUGAGAUGAAGGCGCGUCUAGAGACAGAACUUGAAGAUGCCAAGCUGGAACUACUUGAGGAAAAAGAAGAGAGACUCAAGAAGUUGAAGGCAGAUAUAGCAAAGGAUGAGGAAGAUGAGGAGAAAAAGCUGAGACAAGAAAAGGACACAAAUCUUAGAGAUUUGAGGCUUCAGGUCAAAGAGGACAUUGCAGAUGAAGAGGCCAUGUUAAAGGAGGGUAAAACUGAUGCCAUUCUGAAACUACGAGAUGAGAUACGAAAGGAGAAGGAGGCUGAAGAGAAAAAACUACGAAAGGAGAUGGAAGAAACCUUGGAUGAGAUCAAAAAGGAGCUUGAAUCUUUGGAAGAAGAAGAACAGGAAACUUUAGAUAGAGAGAAAAGGAAAAUGAAAGAGAAUAUUGAAAAAGAGAUUAAACAAGCUUCAGAGAAGGAACGAAAAAGAUAUGAAGAAGAAAAGGAAGAGCAAUUAGAAAAAAUGAAGAAGAAAUUUGAGGAAGAUGUUGAAGAGCAGGAAGAAAAGUUGAAUAAAAAGCAUACUCAGAAUUUGGAAAAGUGCAAGCAGAAUAUUCAGGAACAGCACGAGAAGGCCAUGAACCAGCUAGAGACAGAGUUAAAGGCAGCCCAAGAGACUGAGCGAGAAAGAAAAGAAAAUGACAUUAAGGCAAUAAGAGACCGCCAGAACAUUGUUGAUAAUCUAGAAAAGGGGCUUCAGGAAACACUUGAUGAAAGAAAAGCAGAACUGAAAGCUGAGCAUCAGAAAGCUCUAGAUUCCUUGAGGGAAGAGAAUCAGAAAAACAUCCGUAAAAUGAAAGAUGAAUACAAAGAGAAGGAAAGAAAGGAAAAGUUGUCUUUGGGAGAUCAACAUUCAGCAGCUAUGAAACAAUUGACUGAGGAACACCAGGAGACCAUAGAGGAACUCCAAGAGAAGCAAAAGGAACAGAGGGAGAAACUCCAGCAGGAGAUUGCAGGAGAGGAGCAUAAGCUGAAAUCUAAACAAGACUUACUAGAAGCUAACAAAAAGAAACUCAAGAUGAACCAAGAAGAACUUGCUCAGGAAGAAAAAGAAUUACGUGAAAGAAGGUUGAGAUUUGAAGAAGAAAAGGAACAAUUACAAAAUGACCAGGAGGAGGCGUAUGCAAAUAAGGCAGCGAACCUUGGGAGACAGGAGCAGGAACAACUAAAGGAGAUGAGGAGCAAAGUGAAGGCAGAGAAGCAAGGAUUAGAGGUGUUGAAACACCAGAGAGUCGACUUAGAAUCAGAACUGGACUCAAUGAAGAGAGACAUGGACACCUACCAAAGACAAAUCAGUGAAAUGAAGGACACAAUAAAACAACUAAAACAGAAUGAAGAAACAUUGAAAGCUCAACAAUCAAAACCAAACAGGGAUGACACUCUAACAAAUCACCAAGUGCCCUUGAAUCACAAUUUGGAGACCCCUGAUAAGUUAAAUGUUGAUGAUUUGACCAAUCAGAUGUCGGGUGAAGAUUUGGAUCUUACACCUGUGAUUGAAAAUAAAACAAAGUCUAGAUCUAAAAAACAUCAACAUAGAACAGAAAACACAAAACAAAAAUCAGAAAAACAUAGAACUCGAACUGAGACAAGUGAUAAAAGGAUGGAUACGGACAGUGAGUUUGAGGAUGAUGUAAAUGACAAAGAAAAUAGAAGGCAUAAUGGUAGAAGAACAAAGAAGGAUAUAAAAUGGGUUAAAGGGGCUUCAAAUGGUGUUUCUUACUCAACUAAUUCCUCAGAAGAUUCUGAUUCAGGCGAUUACCCCCAAGUACAUCACCAUAGAGUGCUUGACCACAAAUCAACAUCUAGCACUCCCAGGAGAAAGUCUAACCACUUUAAGUAUGAUGAUAUGGAUGAGUCAAGUCUUACAGCAGAGAUAUUAGAUGUGAAGAGGUCACGAAGAAGGCCAGACAGAAGAGACAUUGAUCGACACAUAGCCAUGGAGCAUGAUGCCAUAGUUAAUGCCAAGACAUUCUUACGCAGACGUCAGAGGGAGUACAGGCAGAAGAGGGCACAGCUUGAGGCCAGAAAUCAACAAUAUAAAAGUGAUAGCCUUAGUCAUAACCUAUCUCCCCAGUCAACCCAAAUCCUUGGCAAUGUGCGUCACCAACUGGACAGAGAGAAACAAGAGCUGGGACACAUGAAAGCAAAUGUAUCCUCAGGAACCAGACUGCUCAGGGAGAAAGAACUUAAGUUGAAAGAACUUGAAGCCAGCGUAAUUGAUGUUUCGAGUGAUUCCGAGUCCACGCUUGGCCUCAUGGACUUCCGUAAGUCCUACAAGCCUAACCCCCUCCCUACUCUUGACCUCAGUGAUUCUGACGGCAGCAGUGGCAUAAGCAGCACAGAUCUCAACAUUGAUGACAUCUUGAAAGGUUUAAACAAAACUCCAGGGGUGAAUAAAUCAACUAUGAAGAGCAGCAAACUUCCAAAAAGUGCCUUUACCACAGAGCUUGGAGAGAUCAAUAGAAACCUUCAGCAGGUUCUGGAGCGUCUCGACACUCGAUCUACUGCAGCACCCCCUAUAUUCCCGCAUAGUACCCCUGUGGCAGCUCCUCCACCCCCCUCAAAUGGAUACUUCUACCCCCAAGCUGGACACUCAGGUCUUCCCCCUGGCCCCCUGCCUGUCUAUGCAUCAUCCAUGGCCUCUGGGGUAGUGCCGGAACCAAGGGUACCUUAUGUAGCCUGGGGACCUUCUAACCCGUACAUAUCUGAACCUCAAACUAGAAUUGACUUCAGCCGUCCAUCAUUUGAGACAGCAGAGCAGGCCUUGGAGAGAAAGUGGAGAAAAUACAACUUAGAUCGGAGAACUCAACUGCCAUCUAGUGGACCUAGUUUCCCAUCAUCAACUCUUUCCUUUGGUCAUAUCUCUGCAAGGGAGCAAAUCAGGUCUAACUUACAGUCCUCAAGUGUGCCACCACCCACAUCUAUCACCACGAGUGCUCAAGACCAGCUCUCCGACACCAAGGCAUGGCUCAGGAGGUUUGAACAAAGAGAUCUGGGGCAUGGGGGCCCAGUGAGCCAGAGACAAUCAAGUACUGGAUCAGGGACACCGUCUGUGCCUCGCCCAAGGCUAGUGCUUGAUGAGAACAACGAAGUUCAAAUGCAAUACACUUAAUAGCAGUGUUAAAAGGAUAUGGACAUGUGAACAAUGGUGUGAUAUGAACAUCUGAACAAUGGUGUGAUGUGAAUGUAUCAGAUCUAUGGUCAAAACUGAGUGAUAGACCAGUCAUGGUAUUCAAUUUAUUUAUUAAACCUUCGCCUAUUGAUUGGGUAUUUAGGCAGAACAUAUAUUACAUUAAUAUAUAAUGAUGAAAUCAGAUCACUCUCUUGAGAUGUUCAGUAAUUGAAUGAAGCAGAGCUUAUGUCGCACUGCAUAAUUCAAGAACAAAUGUGAUAAGAUACAAUGCCUUGUUUUAAUAUAAGUCUCUCUACAUCUCAAGGAGAUAUGUAGUGCAGAGUGAAAUAUUUGGAGCUAUUUAUAUCAUACAGUAUUACCAUGUCAUAAUUUUUGACUUUUAGUAGAGAAUUAAAAAAGUGACUUAUUUGCAUUUUGGAAAUUUCUCAGUUAUUUGGUGUGAUGUCAAAUAUAUUGUUGGAAUUUAUCAAUGUUCUUGUCUGAUUUUGAAACACAUUUGGUUUAUGAUUUUUUUGUAUCAUGUUGGAGUGGAAUUUAGUUUUAAUUGUACAAUUGUGUAUUUGAUUUGUGUGUAUCCUAUUUAAGUAUUUAUCCAUCUUGCCACAUGUCUGUUUGUCCAAGCAAAAACUGAAAUACAGGUGAACUGUUUAUUUCAUAUUUGGUGGGGUAUGGCUGAAUAAUGGUAGAUGAUUUAACUGAUUUUUUAUGGCAAGUUGAUUUGAGUUAUAAUAGAUACAUAAUGUAUUUAGCCAUUAGUCUCCCCAUCAAAAGGUAUACUGACAGUAUCAAUAGUGACCACAAAUUCCUUCAAGUUCAGUCAGUUGGAGAUCCUAGAUGGGGACUUAUUACUGUCAGUGAAUCAUGGCCUCUUCUUGUCGGUGACAGGUCAUCUCAACCCCAAGUCAACU
Owenia fusiformis is the source of this 5492-nucleotide messenger RNA. Lineage: Eukaryota; Metazoa; Annelida; Polychaeta; Sabellida; Oweniidae. The record is from the annotation of a GenBank genome assembly.